Messenger RNA from Phytophthora sojae, 1002 nucleotides. RefSeq lists its product as hypothetical. Bases 1 to 1002 code for a protein of 333 amino acids. Gene Ontology annotation, biological process: S-methylmethionine cycle. The record is from RefSeq and is a predicted model, not a curated record. Gene Ontology annotation, molecular function: S-adenosylmethionine-homocysteine S-methyltransferase activity; zinc ion binding. The transcript has 2 exons. NCBI's taxonomy places the organism in Eukaryota, Oomycota, Peronosporomycetes, Peronosporales, Peronosporaceae.
AUGAGCUCCUCCUCGUCCGCGUUGACCGGUCUGCAGCAACUGCUGGCCGACAAGAGCCGCGUCGUCGUGCUGGACGGCGGGUUCGCCACCGAGCUGGAGAAGGACCCGCGCGUGGACCUGAGCGCCAGCAGCCUCUGGUCGGCCUCGCUGCUGCUGGAGAAGAACGCGCACCUGCAGUCCGUGGUCGUGGACGCGCACAAGACGUACUUCCUGGCGGGCGCCGACGUGGCCACCACGGCCAGCUACCAGGCCUCGGUCGACGGCUUCAAGCGCGAGGGCGUCACGGCCAUCGAGGACGUCGAGAAGCUCUUCGCCAAGAGCAUCGACCUCGGCGUGCAGGCGCGCGACGCGGCCUGGAGCGAGCUGGACCAGACCAAGCGCAUCAAGCCGCUGGUGGGCGCCAGCAUCGGCUGCUACGGCGCCGCGCUGGCCGACGGAUCGGAGUACCGCGGUGACUACGGAAUGACCAAGGAGGAGCUCGUGGCCUGGCACAAGCACCGCUUCGCCUACUUCACCAACUACGCGCCGGCCGACUUCCUCAUCUGCGAGACGAUCCCGUGCCUCGUGGAGGUGGAGGCCUUUGUGGACCUGCUGAACGAGUUCCCCACAGCUCACGCGAUCGUGGCGGUGGCCUGCCGCAACGGCACGGAGCUCAACAGCGGCGAGCCCAUUGCGCGUAUGACCGAGGUUCUGUCCAAGCUUAAGAACCCGUCGCAGCUGCUGGCCAUCGGCAUUAACUGUACGCCCCCGCAGCACGUUGAGAGUCUGCUGCGCAAGUUGGACGCUGCUGCGUGGCCCAAGGCUGUCUACCCGAACAGCGGCGAAGGAUGGGAUGGCGUGAACAAGAAGUGGCUCCCUGCCGACAGCACGGGCGGCCCCAGCUCGUGGGAGGAGUUCCUGCCCAAGUGGUAUGACGCCGGCGCGCGCAUCUUCGGCGGCUGCUGCAGGACCUCCCCCGACGACAUUCGCGCUAUCCGCGAGUUCUUCGAACGCCGUCAGUAA